Molecule: messenger RNA, 765 nt
Organism: Nycticebus coucang (slow loris)
Lineage: Eukaryota; Metazoa; Chordata; Mammalia; Primates; Lorisidae
Gene: NENF
Product: neudesin neurotrophic factor
Exons: 4
Coding region: 110-628 (172 amino acids)
Cellular component (GO): endomembrane system; membrane
Source: RefSeq, a predicted model, not a curated record
CCCUCAGGGCGGCCCGGCGUGGGGCGGGCUUCCGGGCCGCGGGGCGGGCAGCGCCGUCCUGGCCGUCCUGGCCGCCCUGGCCUCCCUUGCCCUGCGCCGCGUGCUCACCAUGAGCGACCCCGCGGCGGGGCGGCUGCUGCGGCCGCUGGCAGCGCUGGCCCUGGUCCUGGCGCUGGCCCCGGGGCUACCUGCAGCCCGGGCGGGCCAGACGCCGCGCCCCGCCGAGCGGGGGCCUCCGGUGCGGCUCUUCACCGAGGAGGAGCUGGCCCGCUACGACGGCGCGGAGGAAGAUCAGCCCAUCUACUUGGCAGUGAAGGGAGUGGUGUUUGACGUCACUUCCGGAAAGGAGUUUUAUGGACGAGGAGCCCCCUACAAUGCCUUGACUGGGAAGGACUCCACUAGAGCGGUGGCCAAGACGUCCCUGGAUCCUGCAGAUCUCACCCAUGACACGACUGGUCUCACAGCCAAGGAGCUGGAGGCCCUGGAUGAUGUGUUCGCCAAAGUGUACAAAGCCAAGUAUCCUAUUGUUGGCUACACAGCCCGGAGAAUUCUCAAUGAGGAUGGAAGCCCCAACUUGGACUUCAAGCCUGAAGACCAGCCCCAUUUUGACAUCAAGGAUGAGUUCUGAUGUUCUGUCUGCAGGAGCAGCCUCUUGGGAGGGCGAGGCAAGAAGAGACUCAAGCACUAAAUCUCCUGCAAAAUAGGCUGCCUGAAGUGAAGACUCUAAGUCACCUGGAUAUGAAUAAAACAGAUCUUAACUUGGAA